CUUGGAUGUGCGGCAUGGUGCUUUGUUGCUGAGAUGGGCGAUGUGGCAAUGAUAAAGUCUUUGAUGAGAAAUGUGAGGUCAUCUCACUGAGGCACGUGAAUUUGGCUCUUUACCCUUUACUAAAAGUUUCACUUUAAUGAAGUCGGUGACGCUUCGAUGACCGCGGUCAGAAGAGGUGGAUACAACUUUAUAGGAAAUGUUUGACGAAGGUUGUUGAUGCCUUGAGAAAUCAGGUCCAAGAAGCGACCUCGGCAACGCCCCUCAUUAUUCAUCCAAAUCUUCAGAAGAAAGACGACUUUAUCAACAAAUUUCAUAAUGAGUGCAUCGAUGCCUCUAAAAGAGGUAGCUGACCUUCCUUCGCCACCCUUCAUUACCGUAGCAGGAAUUCCAAAUUUCCGAGACCUUGGUGGCUAUCCCGUAGCAGCGCCCGCAAACCACUCCAUCCGUAGAGAAGUCAUCUAUCGAUGCGGAGAGCCAUCUGCAGUCACUAAGGAUGGCAUCACUACGAUGAGUAAUUUGGGCAUCACUCGAAUCUACGAUUUACGUUCAGUGCCUGAAAUAGAGAGAAAUAAGAAUGCUGGACGUGGGGGCAUUGUUGAGUGGGAGGGCUGUGAGCGAGUGUUUGUGCCGGUGUUCAGAAAUGAGGAUUAUAGUCCCGAGAGCAUAGCAGUCAGAUUCAAAGAUUAUGCGGAUGGAGGCCCUGAAGGAUUUACGAGGGCUUACACUGAUAUCCUGAACAAUGCUCCCUCCUCGUACAAGACUAUCCUGCUUCAUCUUGCAAAUGAACCAGAGCAACCUCUGAUAGUUCAUUGCACAGCAGGUAAAGAUAGAACUGGCGUCAUCUGUGCCUUGGUCUUGUCGCUCUGUGGGGUGGAUGAUGAAGUUGUGGCUCACGAGUAUUCGCUCACUGAGAUCGGUUUGCCUGAUGACUGGAAGAAUGCGGUUAUUGAGCACCUUUCCCAUAAUCCUACUCUGGCUGGAAAUCCCGAAGGAGCAAAGAAUCUCAUCUCUGCUAAGGCAGAUAAUAUGCUGGCUACUUUGAAGAUGGUCAAGGAGAGGUUUGGUGGUGCUGAAGGAUAUGUCAUCGACAAGUGUGGGCUGACCAAAACCGAUGUCGAUAACGUUCGCAAGAAUCUUAUUGUAGAGAAACCUGCUGUUCAUGUAAAUAUUUAGAUUUCUGGACAUUAUCGUAUAUAGCAAGUUGGAAAGCCUACUUUCGAGCUUGGACCUCACCCGGUUUAUGAUACACUCAACAUAUAGAGUAGACUUCAUAGACCACGUGUGACGGAGACUUGUCUUUAUACUGGCAACGGGUCUAGCAUGCGGAGGAUUGUGGAGAAGAAGGCUUGACGGACGAGAAGGGGUAAAGCGCACGUGACAGCUUCAAGCUUAUUACGCUAGUGUAGUCGAGUAGGAAC
Mollisia scopiformis is the source of this 1418-nucleotide messenger RNA. RefSeq lists its product as uncharacterized. NCBI's taxonomy places the organism in Eukaryota, Fungi, Ascomycota, Leotiomycetes, Helotiales, Mollisiaceae. The transcript has 3 exons. Bases 316 to 1173 code for a protein of 285 amino acids. Gene Ontology annotation, molecular function: phosphoprotein phosphatase activity. The record is from RefSeq and is a predicted model, not a curated record. Gene Ontology annotation, biological process: dephosphorylation.